Molecule: messenger RNA, 1163 nt
Organism: Orbicella faveolata
Lineage: Eukaryota; Metazoa; Cnidaria; Anthozoa; Scleractinia; Merulinidae
Biological process (GO): transmembrane transport; monoatomic ion transport
Cellular component (GO): membrane
Molecular function (GO): protein binding; monoatomic ion channel activity; calcium ion binding
Source: RefSeq, a predicted model, not a curated record
UUACAAAACUCAAACCAGUAUUCUCGCUAAUCCUGGGUUACCCGUAUCGUAAUUGGGCUUUGAACAACCAGGCCGUACACCACAGAGAUUCAUGGCAUAUCACUACUUGUUAAGAUGAAGAACUAAACGGAAGUCACCUGAAGUUAAAUGAUACAUGUGUAGCUUUACUUUAAUAUAAGGAAUUUUGAGCACAACAUUGAGAUGUCUUUCUCUAAGUCAAUGUGUUUUCAUAAAUGUAUAAGGUUAUAGGCGGGAAGGGCCUCACUUCACUAAUGGGCUUGAAAAAUAUAGUGGAACCCCGCUUUACAGACAGCUGCUUAUAACGGACAGUUUUCUUUGUCCCGACAACUAAAGAGGUCAUAAAUUUUCUCUUAAGAGAGUCCACCUAAUGCGGACACCCGGAUAAUGGGGACACCUCUGCAUGUCCCUUUGGUGUCCGUAUUAAUGGGGUUCCACUGUGAACUUUUUUCUUUUAAGUCUGUUCUUUUUCUUUCGUUUCAGUCCAUAUUCUUUUCACAUUUUAUCUUACUCCUGAUCAUUUUACACUGCAUCCUGUUUGCCUUUAAAUGGAAAGGACAAGAUCUGGAGACUGAAUUAAUAGUACAAGUGCUCAGGAGUAUAAUUGUGACAGUUUUCUUGUUUGAAGGCGCCACGCGACUGUUUGCUGUAGGAAGACGAAUUCUAGAACCUCUUGAGAUAAUGGACCUUUUUCUGGUGAUGCUAGCUUUCUCUUCUAACUUUGUGUGGUACACCAAUUAUCCAAACUUCUUCUGGUUCAGAGACUAUGUAACCACUUUAUCAAGCCUGGCUGUGUUCUGUCGGCUUCCCUUCAACAACAGACAGCUCAAACAAGCAGUUUCCAUCUUCUUUAGAGUUGCACCUGUCAUGGUGGACCUUCUGUGCCUUUUAGGGAUAAUAUUGUAAGUUACAGUUAGCAGAGGCCAAUGAUUUUUUUUUUCAAUUUUGGAUGCAUCUGUUAACGUUGUAAUCUGUUAUAAUGCACGUUUUAGGGAUAAUUUUGUCAGGUAGACUGGAACUAGCAUGCAAUGGAGGCUCAUGCGGGGGAAUAUUAAUGUUAGCCUCACUUGCAAGCUAGUCCCAGUCCAAUACCGAGAAUACGAAUAUGGCCUUUUGCCAAAAGCCAAUUAACGUGUCGACUUUUG